This is a messenger RNA of Xiphias gladius (swordfish), 434 nucleotides long. RefSeq names its product CD59B glycoprotein-like. The coding region runs from base 76 to 357 and encodes 93 amino acids. NCBI's taxonomy places the organism in Eukaryota, Metazoa, Chordata, Actinopteri, Istiophoriformes, Xiphiidae. The transcript is spliced from 4 exons. The record is from RefSeq and is a predicted model, not a curated record.
AAAGAAGAGACGAGGCAAAGGAGAGUCACACUGCAACCUACACAGGUUUAGAAGAAACCACAAGAAACACAGAAAAUGAAGGUCUUUGCUUUUGCUCUUCUGCUCCUGGUGGCCGUCACUUACGGUGAGGCCCUGCAGUGUCAGAACUGUGUCCGUCAGACUCCUGACGGACCCGACUGUGUGCCGACUGUGGAAACCUGUCCUCCAGACUUGGACGCCUGCGCCAAAAUUACCUACCCUGCCCCUUAUGAGAACGUUUUCCACAAGUCCUGCUUCAAGAUGAAUGAGUGUCUGAAGCUGGGAUUCACUCAGGGUCUGCAGGUCAGCUGCUGCAACUGGGACGACUGCAACAAAUAAGACUCCACCUGGACCAAGAGAUACCUUACAUAACCCGGUUAAAACACAAUAAAAAACGUGAAGCAAGCCUUAUUGUU